Molecule: messenger RNA, 246 nt
Organism: Caenorhabditis remanei
Lineage: Eukaryota; Metazoa; Nematoda; Chromadorea; Rhabditida; Rhabditidae
Exons: 3
Coding region: 1-246 (81 amino acids)
Source: RefSeq, a predicted model, not a curated record
AUGUCAUUGGAUGCGACGCUCGAGAACAUCAAUGACACGUUGCAACAGGUGGCGAGUCUUCUGAAGGCUGUCGAGAUCGCCGUCUUCAUUUUGGCGGUGGCGGUGGGCAUCGCUCUGAUUGGCUGCACACUGGGAUUCUUCUACGGAAAGUACAACCAACGUCAUCAGUACAAGGAGCUGAGCAAUGGCGGCAGCCCGAAUACAACGAUCACGCGAAGCCCGCCGAUGAAGAGUCAGAGGGUCUAA